Molecule: messenger RNA, 825 nt
Organism: Amphibalanus amphitrite
Lineage: Eukaryota; Metazoa; Arthropoda; Thecostraca; Balanomorpha; Balanidae
Product: mucin-5AC-like
Exons: 4
Coding region: 279-755 (158 amino acids)
Source: RefSeq, a predicted model, not a curated record
AAGAUGCAUAUAGCCACGAAUGUCUUCAGUGGACUCCAUGGAUUAAUGCCGACCAAAAUACAACUGACGGUGGCGAUUACGAGCUGAUCGGCUUCAAUCUGGACGUGGAGGGGGGCCGGCCGGGCCGGGUGACCCGUGAGCUGGCGCGGAGGGGCAUCGUCUGCAAUAACCCCGUGCAGGUGGAGUGUCGGGAGGCAUCUAGCCACCACCGUCGAUGGUUUGACACCGGGGAUGCCUCUAAGUCACCAAGGUAUGCCCGCUGCUCUCUCUCCGAAGGCAUGGUGUGUCAGAACAAGUACCUAACCAACGGCAAAUGUCACGACUAUGAGAUCCGUCUACUCUGCUGGACGGACGAGUGUUCUCAACUCAAGUGGAGCGGGUGGAGCGACAUAGAUAAUCCCAGCGGUAACUGCGACUGCGAGAUGAGAACUAACACGCGACCCGGCUGUCCUGACGGCCGCACUCCGCUGGAUAUCGACUGUCGCACCGUCCGCGGGGACCACGCGGCGCUCACCAAGGACCUCAAAGUGGUGUGCAAUGUCAAUGACGGCAUGCACUGCUUCAAUAAAAAUCAGCCUGGAUACGUUAAGAACUCCUGGAGGUCACUAUGUCUCGAUUACAAAGUUCGUUAUUUGUGUGGAAAUCCGUAUGUGAAGCCUUUACCGCCUCCAACGACUCCGAUCGAUCCAACCAAAACCUACCCCGUAAAUAUAUCGUUCCCUAUCACCUGUCCACCCCACUGCUGGGGUGGCUAGAAUAAUGGUGGGUAGAGGCUACUCAUCGGCCCCGAAUACAUGAGCAAGUAAAUAAAUACGUAUCAGGAUA